CAGCCAUUAACCACACAGCUCUGCGCAUGCGCGCCGCCCUCCCGCUCUCUGGCUCCGACCCGAGCAGCGCGCAUGCGCACCGCACAUCCGGGUUCCUCACGGCCGGGCCUAGCGCACUGUGGGAAGGAGGCGGCCCUUGUUCCCGGCGGCGGGUGGCGGUGAAUCCUCCCGGCCGCUCACAGCACUGUGGAGCCGCUUUCCCCCCCCAUUACCCCUCCUCCCUCCCUUCCCCCCGGCCUCCUCUUCCUCCCCCCCCUCCCCUUCUCUGCGGCCCGGCGGAUUUAAAGGGGCAGCCCCUCCGAUUUGAGGGAGGGGGGGUGGGCCAUGCCGAACUUCUGCGCGGCCCCUAAUUGUACCCGCAAGAGCACGCAGUCCGACCUGGCUUUCUUCCGCUUCCCAAGGGACCCGGUCAGGUGUCAGAGAUGGGUAGAGAAUUGUCGAAGGGCAGAUUUAGAAGAUAAAACUCCAGAUCAACUCAACAAGCACUACAGGCUGUGCGCUAAACAUUUCGAGACCUCUAUGAUAUGUAGAAGUAGCCCUUACAGAACAGUUUUAAGAGAUAAUGCUGUGCCAACUAUAUUUGAUCUUACAAGUCAUCUGAACAAUCCCCACAGCAGACAUAGAAAACGGAUAAAAGAGCUGAGUGAAGAUGAAAUAAGAACACUGAAGCAGCAAAAGAUUAAUGAAGCUUUUGAACGGGAACAGGCAACUCAAGAACUGAAUGAAAGCAGUGCACAAACCACUGUCUCAGAGGAAGGUGGGGAGCAGCAAGAGGAAAAAUAUGUUCCUUUAACUCUGGAAGAAAGAGAAAACAAGGAUUACCUUAAGUCGUUGUUUGAAAUUUUGAUCCUCAUGGGUAAACAAAAUAUCCCCUUGGAGAGCCAUAAUGCGGAUGAGCUUCCAGAAGGUAUUUAUACUUCAGAUAACUUUCAGGCUCUGCUGGAAUACAGAAUCAAUGCUGGAGAUGAAGUUCUAAGGAAACGGUUUGAGAUGACUGCAGUCAAUCUUGAGUAUUGUUCAAAAACGCAGCAGAAACAAAUGCUUGAGAUCUGUGAGAGCUGCGUUAGAGAAGAAACACUGAGGGAAGUAAGAGACUCGCACUUCUUUUCUAUUGUCACUGAUGAAGUAGUAGACAUAGCAGGAGAGGAACAUUUGCCAGUCUUGGUGAGAUUUGUUGAUGAUUCUCAUAAUCUGAGAGAAGAAUUCAUAGGGUUUUUACCUUACGAGGCUGAUCCUGAAAUAUUAGCUGUCAAGUUUCAUACGACUAUUACUGAAAAGUGGGGUCUGAACAUGGAAUAUUGUCGGGGUCAAGCCUACAUCGUCUCCAGUGGGUUUGCUUCUAAAAUGAAAGUUGUGGCUACAAGACUCUUGGAGAAGUAUCCACAAGCUGUGUAUACGCUGUGUUCCUCUUGUGCCUUAAAUAUAUGGUUGGCAAAGUCGGUUCCCGUUGUUGGAGUUUCCAUGGCCCUAGGAACAAUCGAAGAAGUUCGCUGUCUUUUUAGUCGAUCUCCACAAUUACUGGUGGAACUGGACAAAACAAUUUCUGCUCUUUUUCAGAACAACGAGGAGAAAGGUAACGAGCUGAAGGAGAUCUGCCGUUCUCAGUGGACAGGCAGGCAUGAUACUUUUGAGGUUUUGGUGGAUCUCAUGCAAGCUUUAGUGCUGUGUUUGGACGCGGUAAGCAACGAUUCCUCUGUCAGGUGGAACAACUUUAUUGCUGGUCGAGCAUUUGUACUUUCAAGUGCAUUAACAGAUUUUGACUUCAUCGUCACUAUUGUAAUUCUGAAAAACGUUCUGUCUUUUACGAGAGCUUUUGGGAAAAAUCUGCAGGGACAGACAUCAGAUGUAUUCUUUGCAGCUAGCAGCCUAACAGCAGUAUUGCAUUCUCUGAAUGAAGUGAUGGAGAAUAUUGAAGUUUACCAUGAGUUUUGGUUUGAGGAAGCAACAAAUUUGGCUGCAAAACUGGAUGUACAAAUUAAACUCCCUGGAAAAUAUCGCAGGUCGCAACAGGAUAACUUGGAUGCUGAGUUAACGUCAGAAAAUUACUAUAAGGAAAUUCUUAGCGUCCCCACAGUGGAACAUAUAAUUCAAGAAUUAAAAGAUAUAUUCUCAGAACAACAUUUAAAAGCUCUGAAGUGUUUGUCUUUAGUGCCCUCGGUCAUGGGUCAGCUCAAAUUCAAUACAUCUGAGGAACAUCAUGCUGACAUGUACAAAAAUGACUUACCUAAUCCAGACACGCUUUCUGCUGAGCUUCAUUGUUGGAGAAUCAAGUGGAAGCACAGAGGAAAGGAUAUUGAACUUCCAGCUACUAUUUAUGAAGCACUUCACUUGCCAGACAUAAAGUAUUUCCCUAAUGUAUAUGCACUGCUUAAAGUCUUGUGCAUUCUUCCAGUGAUGAAAGUGGAGAAUGAGAAAUACGAAAUAGGACGAAAGCGCUUAAAGGCAUACCUGAAAAACACCAUGACAGAGCAAAGGUCAAGCAACCUAGCUUUGCUGAACAUAAACAUUGAUAUAAAACAUGACUUAGACUUAAUGGUGGACACAUACAUUAAACUCUAUCCAGGUAAAGUGGAAUUUCAAGCAGACUUUCUUCCCUCAAACAACUCCGAAGUAACAGAAAGUGCUUAAUUAUUUUUUUUAAGCUCUUACCAGUCUGAUUAAACAGCUUUUUGCUAGUUAUCUUGCAAUGGAGGUGGGGGAGGGAGGAAAAAAAAAAACUUGGAAAUGUGAAAUAAAUAAUCACCGCAAUUGUAUUUCCAUUUUUGGUCUCAGAUUUAGGAAGCUGUGGUCAAUAACCCACAUUAUGUUUUGUUAGUCUGUAUUAAAUAUCCUAUGUGAACAAAAACAAGUCUGAAAAUAAGCCCAUGGUCUUUGCAGAGGUGCUUUCUGCAUCUGAUUGACUUAACUGGGUGCUUGCUUGCUGCAUCUUGGAAGAAGUACGUUGUGAUGAUUGUAGAUCUGAUGGGGCUGUUACAAUAUUUGCUCAUGAAAUAGGUUAAGAAAAAGCUGAAAGUGUUAAAAAGGGUAUAAUCCAUUUCUGUUACUGAGAAUUUGACUUCAUGCGUUUUGAAUUUGUCUUUAACUGAUGGCCAUUCAGUUGGCAUUUUGGAGAAUGAAUUCAGCAAUUGCACAGGCCUCAUGCUGUGGACUGUUCUUGGUGUAAAGUGAAUGUUCGUGGUACAAAGAUACGUUUAAGGUUUCACUGGAAGAGUCAACCUGUUUAAUCUCUUGACUGUUUACAUUCCUUUGUGUGAGACACACAACUUCAGGCUUUUAACAAGCAUGGCAGGAGUGCUGAAAUGCCCUAAAGACAGUAAAACCAUUAGGAUUUAUUCCAGAACAACAUAAGUCUGUUUGACAAAAAAACCCCCGUGAAUCUUAUUGUCUGUUUACUUGUGAACUCACCCAGGAAAGAUUAAAAUAAGAGUUCGUUGUUUGUCUAGAAGUAAGAUUGAAAAUAUUGCUGUUAUUUUUGGCGAGAAUAAAACAUUUUUGUACAGUUUAUUGCAAUCUAAAAUAAAAUGUGAAUUGCUUUUUACACAGUAUUGAAUUUAUUAGUAAAGCCUCUUUGAGAAUGUAUAUAAUUUUGUAAA
Molecule: messenger RNA, 3593 nt
Organism: Coturnix japonica (Japanese quail)
Lineage: Eukaryota; Metazoa; Chordata; Aves; Galliformes; Phasianidae
Gene: THAP12
Product: THAP domain containing 12
Molecular function (GO): protein dimerization activity
Source: RefSeq, a predicted model, not a curated record